UCCGUUUUCUCAACCGAUUUCUUUCUACUCUUCGGCGUGUUUUUUUUCUUCUUUCUGUUGUUGCACGCGCGCGAUGCGAGGGCGCGAGUUGUCGCGAGAGUCAUGAGCUGAAGCUCAACAUUCACGGAUAUUACUCAACGAUUGGUUGAUUUCUCAAAUAAAAAUCUCGAGGAGUAGUAUCGUAUACGUGAAGUGUCGAGAGAAAACAAAAAAGCAUGGGUGCCAUCGGCUGUCGAGUGCAGACAAAUCUUGGUCUUGUACUUCUCGGGAUUAGCUUCCUUGUAAGCAAGGCGCACGCGAACGUGCAAAGCAAGGUGCGAUGCUCCGAGCAGUCCAUGGAGGUUGACAUCGCCAGGACCACACCGCAAGCCCUCAUAUAUCUUCAGCAGCUCAAGAAUUAUCCUGACGAAGCCUGCAAACCCAAACUGACCAAUGGCAUAGCUACGUUCACGCUGUCGCUGCUUGAAAAGGACUUGUCUCGGUGCGGGGUCAUGAGGGUCACCAACAAGCUUACGGGUCAAAAAAUGUACUAUCACAGGAUAAUAAUAGAAGAACCUCAGGGUCAAGCAGCAACGGUAGCAGCAGCAGCAGCAGCAACAGCAGCAACAGCAGCAGAAGGCUACGGAUCGAAACACACCAUUACGGCCAAGUGUAGCAUUACCGAAGUGGUCGUUCAACAGCCAAAUGCCGUCGUGGCAACGAAUCACACAGUCUUCACGAGGAGCGUCUUACCGGAAGACUUCGAAGCCGACGCAAAUACGCAAGUGGCUGGUGGUGUCGUGCAGACGGCAGCGACACCAAUUGUACUGUUCAACGUGAGGCAAGGCAAUAAAAUCAUCAAAGACGAAUUAGUUGUCAAGCCUGGAACGCCACUGCAGAUGGAAAUAUAUCUGGACGAGGAAGCAGCCAAGGUUUAUGGGAUUCUUGUGACUCACAUGCAGGUUACUGACACCCAUAGCCAAGAGGAGACCAUCAUUUACAAUGGAUGUUCGGUAGAUCCGUACUUGUUCGAAAACUUCGAGACGGUGAACGGACACUACUUAUCCGCCAAGUUCCGCGCCUUCAAGUUCCCGGAGAGCAGCUACGUGCAGUUUCAUGGUACCGUUAGCGUUUGUGUGGGCAAAUGUCGCGGGAUUGAAUGCAGUAACGGUAGGAUCGGUUACGGCAGGAAAAGGCGAUCUGUGGAAGCACAACACGACGUAAAAAAUGAAAUUUACGAAACGGCCGUUGUUAUUUUUAUGAAGGUAGAAUCCGACGAUUUGACCGACGAAGAAAUAUCUAAAUUCAUUCGCAAAGGAAAAACGCGCGAGAGAUUGGUGAGAGCCGAGGAUGCUGGAGACCAUUUCAAGUACAAUACCAUAGCCGCAGUGUCGGACGCUUCGACGAGCAGCAGCAGCAUCUUCGUCUGCAUCAUCUUCGCUUUUCUAUGCAUCGACAGGAUCCUGUAAAAU
Messenger RNA from Phymastichus coffea, 1451 nucleotides. RefSeq lists its product as uncharacterized. Lineage: Eukaryota; Metazoa; Arthropoda; Insecta; Hymenoptera; Eulophidae. The record is from RefSeq and is a predicted model, not a curated record. The transcript is spliced from 8 exons. The coding region runs from base 216 to 1448 and encodes 410 amino acids.